This is a messenger RNA of Debaryomyces fabryi, 1242 nucleotides long. RefSeq names its product Hat2p (gene HAT2). The record is from RefSeq and is a predicted model, not a curated record. NCBI's taxonomy places the organism in Eukaryota, Fungi, Ascomycota, Pichiomycetes, Serinales, Debaryomycetaceae. The transcript has a single exon. Gene Ontology annotation, molecular function: histone binding. Gene Ontology annotation, cellular component: Rpd3L-Expanded complex; Rpd3L complex; cytoplasm. Gene Ontology annotation, biological process: regulation of gene expression. Bases 1 to 1242 code for a protein of 413 amino acids.
AUGUCAUUAGAAGCAGAGAUAUCUGAACUAGGUCAAGAUGAUUCUCAACGAGAAUUGACUAUAAAGGAAGAAUAUCAAUUAUGGAGAAAAAAUUGUCGUUAUAUGUACGAAUUUGUUAGUGAGACUGCAUUAACAUGGCCAUCUUUAACAAUUCAGUGGUUACCUGAAAAUAAGACGAAUGAAGAAGAAGGUUUAAUUGAUGCUAAGUUGUUAUUGGGGACACAUACAUCAGGUGAAGAUACCAAUUAUUUAAAGGUAGCUAGUACGCAAAUUCCAUUGUCGAGUUCAAUUAAUCCAGAGGAAAAAUCAAGCAAGAAAGUUUCUUCCCGUAUUAAAAUCACCAAAAAGUUUGAAAAUAACUUUGAAAUAAAUAGGGCCCGUUACAUGCCACAGGAUCCAUCCAUCGUGUCCACGAUUAAUGGUGCAGGUGAAAUUGAUCUUUACAAUUUAAGUGGUGAAAAGAAAACUGCAAUUGCACAUUUGACCCCCCAUGAGGACAAUGGUUAUGGUUUGUCGUGGAACCCCCAUAAGAAAGGGUACUUAUUAACGGCCUCAGACGAUAAAACAGUAAUCUUGACUGACACAUCUCAACUAGAUGCUACAUCAGAGGUGUGCAAAUUCACUACGCAUAAAGAUAUUGUAAAUGAUGCUAAAUGGCAUCAGUUUGAUGAAAACUUGUUUGGAUCAGUUUCUGAUGACAAAUAUUUCUAUCUUUUUGAUAUAAGAACUCCAAAUGAACCAGUUUCUAAGUUUUAUCAUCCAGAAUCAGAGGGGAUAAACUCACUUUCCUUCUCUCCAUUCUCUCAAUAUUUGGUGGCCACCGGUAACGCCAACUCCAAUAUUAGUUUAUUGGACACAAGAAAAUUGUCUACGAAGUCAGGGGUUUCCGAUGGUUUGCUUCAUACAAUGAUGGGUCACUCUGACUCUAUUACCAGUUUGGAGUUUUCUCCCCAUAAGGAUGGAAUGCUUGCGUCUGGUUCGCAAGAUCGUCGUCUAAUUUUGUGGGAUUUAUUCAAAAUUGGUGAAGAACAAGCCCAAGAAGAUGCUGAAGAUGGCUGUCCAGAGUUGUUCAUGAUGCAUGCUGGUCAUACUGGUGCAGUAACAGAUUUAAGUUGGUGUCCUUACAAAGAUUGGACCAUUGGCUCAGUCGCCGACGAUAAUAUUGUACACUUAUGGGAAGUCGGCAAGACUCUACUCAACUCCGAGAAGGGAAUUGAGUUGAAGGAUACUGAUUUAGAAUAA